UCCGUCGUUUGACGUAUGGUUUUGUCAUUGAAAUUAGAAUUAUUGCUUUAUUUAUUUGUUUGUUAUUAUAUUGUAUAUUUUGCAGAAUGGGAAGUUUGUUAUCAAAUGGCUUCCUUCAGAAAUUCUGAAGUGACUCAAAGUUUGGGGAACAAAGAUGGAAAGAGGACCAAGAGGCAAAGAUUGCUGGAUGAUGAUGAGAUUAAGCAUGCUGAUGAUGAUUUAAGACAACUUCUUUCGAAAGAGCUUGCUAAUUAUUUGGAUCGAAACAUAAUACAUGUGGAAAUCAACAAUUGUUGUAAUGAAGAAAGUCAACUGUGUGAAGAGCAAAAUGAAAGAAAUGAGAGUGCUUUUCAACUGUUUUCUUCAAGCUCCAAUCAAGGAGAAAUUUCUAUUGCUGCAGAAAGCAAAGAAAAACUAAAUUUAAUUGUCAACGACACAAAUAAUGAUUUGAGCUCUAGUGAUGACGAAGAAAUGAUAAGAAAAUUAAAAGAGUCUGCUGUCUCAGUUGCAGAUUUAUUUGGAAGUAGAACGAGUACACAAUAGAAUUGACCUAUUUGACUUGUUGUGCUUGGAUUGAAUAAUUUAAUUACAUGACGUAUCACACGAACUCUACAAAUUCAAAGACAUCGAUAUCCACGUUCUUAAGCGAAGGAAUUCUACAAUUUACACAGAUUUGGAGAUUUCUUUUUGUCGUGCCAAUAUAUUUCGUUAUUUUAUUGUACGGGCGACUUCUCUUUCUGUAGAAAUCGAUGAUAUAAUAUCGUAGUAAUACUUAUUACCUACAUUAAAAACUGCAAUUGUUAUUUA
Molecule: messenger RNA, 807 nt
Organism: Xenia sp. Carnegie-2017
Lineage: Eukaryota; Metazoa; Cnidaria; Anthozoa; Malacalcyonacea; Xeniidae
Exons: 7
Coding region: 16-543 (175 amino acids)
Source: RefSeq, a predicted model, not a curated record